Messenger RNA from Lagopus leucura (white-tailed ptarmigan), 3444 nucleotides. It is a transcript of the gene CEP83, whose product is annotated as centrosomal protein 83. Bases 106 to 2388 code for a protein of 760 amino acids. NCBI's taxonomy places the organism in Eukaryota, Metazoa, Chordata, Aves, Galliformes, Phasianidae. Gene Ontology annotation, cellular component: centrosome. The transcript has 16 exons. The record is from RefSeq and is a predicted model, not a curated record.
CGGCGUGCACUCAGCCCUCCCAGGCCUUGCUCUGUUCGUCCGGGAGCGUCGUUCCCGUGCAGGGGUCUGUAAAGCGGGGAGAAGCAGACGACGCGUCUCAGAGAGAUGUUGUCUCGGUCUCGUGUCCUGUGUGGGGCUGGCGGGGCUGCAACUUGCCUAGGCUCCGAAGUUCAGGGGCAGAAGAGUGCCAGACUUCCGUGUUUCCCAAUAGCCAUCGUGAAUGGGCAUCACAAAAUGGAUACUUUGGGCAGCCUCCUUCCUCCCGUGGUUGGAAAUGGUGAUGCGGCCAAUUCCCAAGAGUUGCAAAAACUUCUGAUUGAUGAAAAAAUGCGCUGUGAACACCAUAAAGCAAAUUAUCAAACUAUAAAGGCAGAACAUUUAAGAUUACAGGAAGAGUAUACAAAAUCCCAAGAUGAACUGAAGCGGUUGCUGGUUGAAAAGCAGGCUGUACAUGACAAAUUCCAGCUGCUUCUUGCAGAAUACAGAGAGGAGUUGCUGGGUAAAACACAAGAGUUGGAAAAACUGAAGAUGCAGGUGCUAACUCCUCAAAAAUUAGAGCUGCUAAGAGCACAAAUACAACAGGAAUUGGAAUCUCCAAUGACAGAACGUUAUCGGAAACUAGAAAAUGAAAUGGAAAAAUACAGAACAGAAUAUAACAAACUUCGGUAUGAGCAUACUUUCCUGAAGUCGGAAUUUGAGCAUCAAAAAGAAGAACAUGAACAUGUUUUAGAGGAGGAGAAAAUAAAAUAUGAGGCAGAGAUUGCGAGGCUGGAGAAAGAUAAAGAAGAGCUCCAUAAUCAGCUGGUUAGCGUUGAUCCCACGAGGGACAGUAAACGUGUGGAGGUCCUCUCCAGAGAAAAAGCACAACUGUGUCAGAAAUUAAAAGGCUUAGAAGCAGAAGUAGCUGAACUAAGAGCAGAAAGAGACAACUGUGGUGUGCAAGCAGAAAGUGUCCAAAGGGUGCAAGUACGGCAGUUAGCUGAGCUGCAGAGUCUGGCAAGGUCUCUAGAGGCAGAAAAGAAGUCAGCUGAACAACACAUUAGUCGGAUUGAGGAAGAACUGCAGAUGUGUCGUGAGCAGAACUUUCUUUUAACUAGCAAACUCCAUAAAUCUGAACAAGAAGUCAAUUCCUUGGCUGCUAAAGUAGAAGAACUUAAACAGUCACACAAAUUAGAAGUGACAAAUGUCAAACUGGAGGCAGCAAGAACUAAGAAUGAAGUAGAAAGAGAGAGAAACAAGAUUCAAAGUGAAAUGGAUGGAUUGCUGUCAGACAAAGAAGUUCUUAAGGAAGCUGUUGAGCGUCAUAAAGUGCUUUUAGUAGAAAAGGAUCAAGAGUUGGUUCGUAAAGUGCAAGCUGCCAAAGAGGAAGUUUUUGGAAAAAUUGCAGCCUUACAGAAUGAAAAGUUAGAACUCGAGAGCAGAUUAGCUCAUGUGGAGAAGGUGAAGUUGGAACAGGACGCUUGGAGACAAACUGAAAGGGAUCAGUACGAAGAGAAGCUACGUGUGGUGCAGCUGGCAGAAGAAUCUAGCAAAAGGGAACUUCAGUGCCUGCGAUUAAAAAUUCAACAGCAAGCUAUUCAGACAGAGGAGCUUGAAGAAAAGAAACGUGAGAGAGAUGAUCUAAAACAGCAAAUUCAAGACAUGCAACUCCAAGUGGCUUCACUUUCUCGGUCAGAAAAUGAUUUGCUGGAAUAUAAUCAGAAGUUGAAGGAAACAGUAGAAAGAUUGAGACAAGAAUGUCAAAAUGCAAGAACUCAGGCAGAAAAAGCCCAACUGGAAACAGAGAAGGCUUUAGAAUACAGGCGCAUGGAGUGGCUGGAGGAGAAGCAUCUGCUUACUCAGCGCGUCACAGAGAAGGAAGAGAAAUACAACGAGGUGAAGAACAAGCUGUGUCGAGCUGCAGUUGCCCAAAAAAAGAGAAAGACUCUCAAUGAUAAUAAACAAAGGAGGAUGCAAGAGAAACUGCAACUUUUGGAAGCCAAGAUAGAAGAACUAGAAAAAGAAAACCAGGUGUUAAAUAGGCAGAAUGUUUCCUAUGAAGAACACACACGUCUCCAGAGGAGACUGAAGGACUUGCAGCGCAGACACAACGAAUUUCGCAGUUUGAUUUUGAAUCCUGGCAUCCCAUCCCUGAACCCAGUCAGUGUAACGUCAGCAUCUGUCCCGCCUCCUGGGCCCGACGUGUCCUUCCUCCUCCUUCAGGAAGAACAGCAUCAGAGAGAGCUCUCCCUGCUUCGCAAGCGGCUGGAAGAUCUCGAAACCAGGCAGAGAAAGCAGCUGCAGGAGCUUGGGCCGGCUGGGGAGCGGCUCACAGCAGGAACACGCAGGGAGCUGGCAUCCAGCAGGGGAGCAGAGGGAGCUGCUGUGCAGAGCGAGGACUCUGCAUAAGGUGUGCAAACUGUAGGUGCUGUUUGCAGUAGCUCCUCCUGGCCACGUGCUCUUAAUAUCCUCCAAAGCACGACUGUGUGUGCGGAGGUGCGGGAAAUACAUCCUGUGCAGUUUUGUGUUUUGAUAGACUGCCAUCCGUUAGCAAACGGGAUGGUAUCUAAAUGAAAACUUUAUAACAGCAUUUUGAAAAUGUCUUUAUAGAAAUGCUAUACAAAUAUUUGGAAGUCAAGACAUGCAAUAAACUACAUUUUUGAUAGUACUCCAGCUGCUGGAAUCCACGCCUGGAGUGGUGCUCCGAAAUUCCCAUGCAGACAGAUGGGGUGAAAUGGGUGCUCCUGACUUUGCUCUUGUCCAUGUGCCUCUUGGUUUUGUAACAUCAAGAAACAACAAUCAGUUUCUAAAAAAAUACUGUUGUAGAGAUGGAGUGUAACAAAUUGCCUUCAGGUGAUGAAAACGUUAGUUUGUAUUUGUUGCCACUGUAGCUUGUUUUGUCAGCUACAAUAAAUUUAUUUAUUUAAGGUUUAAGUUGUUUUCCUUGGUUAUCAGCUUAACACCUGUGGAGAUUCAAUUAAUUUUUGAUGACUUGAUAGUGAAAACUUGGAGAUGUGGGCUGGCUUUUUCUUACUGUUUUGUUUUUUUCAGGAUACUGCAGUGUAAAUUCAUUAGUGAAAAGUGUUUAAUACUUGACUGCAUAUUGUUGGAACUGUAGGAACAGUCAGCUGAGGAAUGAGCUGCAGAUGGUGGCUGGCAUUGUCUUGCAUUCAGCUUUGCUCUGCAGCAUGUUUUACUUUCUGUGCCAUAGGUAAACAUAAGUGCUGUAUUACGGUUUCCUAAGUGCGCUCCAAGGAAAGCAGUGCAUGGCACCUGUAACUGCUGGAAGCAAUGGAAGCUGAUUGUAUUGCAUCUUGCACUCCCCUCCUGGCCCGGGCACCACUGCAAAACUGUUUGCUCUCUUAACUAUUUUAAAAUACACAAAGUAAUCUAACCAGCCUUCAAAUGCACUUUAUUUGAGAUAAACCCAUACAAACACCAACAUGUAUUUGUCGUUUGCACUUU